Paraglomus brasilianum is the source of this 1500-nucleotide messenger RNA. The record is from the annotation of a GenBank genome assembly. Lineage: Eukaryota; Fungi; Glomeromycota; Glomeromycetes; Paraglomerales; Paraglomeraceae.
AUGUCCAUUCAUUCUAUUGUUAUGGCGCAAUCAGAUAUAGAAGUUGUUCGCCCUCUCGGCAAUCUCGAGAGACUAUACCUUGUCAGAAAUACUUUGCGAUAUAGCGCUAAUGUCUGUACAGCUGUACGUUAUCAAUGUAAAGACUUCUUUUCAUCUGUUCCUAUCAAAUCAUCAACCGGUUUAAAUGACAACAUACGAAAAACACUACGACCGAUGAUCUAUAGCGCAUUGACCGAGCUAAUUCUCAAGGAACCAGCAUUGGCAAUUGGCAUAAGAGACCCAAAAACAAGUCGACCACUCUUUGUUCAUAUUCCUACAAUUUAUUUAUCUCGACAAGUACGUUUUGAUAUAAUACAAUCAGACGAAAAGUUGGAGAAAAUACUGGAAAGAGAACAUGACAAAGUAUUCGACUUGUCGAUUGAGACUACGCUGCUAUGGAGAGUAAUUGUUGGAGUGAAUGUUAAGCGCAACGAUGAGAUAUGUGUCAUAUUUUGUUAUCAUUAUAGUAUGACAGAUGGAAUUGGCUUUCAUAGUUUAAACACACUAUUCUACAAUUCACUGAAUAAUAUAGUUCGCACGCAUAAGAACCUUAACAACAAGAGCUUAUUAAGUAAUAUCUCUUCGAUAGUUAAUGUUCCUUAUGCUCAGAUAUUUAAGCCCUGCGAUGAGCUCCUUGACACAAACGUGUCUGUGAAACUUCUAAUGAAGAAAGUGUUUAGUGAUGCCUUCCUUCCUUCAUUCAUGAAAUCCAAGCCGGACUAUUGCACAGCUAGAGAGGGUCUUGCAAUGGAUAUCAAAGAUUUUCAUACUAAAUUAAAGAUAGUAACGAUCGACUCGGAUCAAGUAAAUCUGCUGCUGUCAAGAUCAAAACAACAAAAAACCACGCUUUAUGCAGUUAUUCAUACAGCUCUCCUGUUUGCGGCUUGCCAUUCUCUCGCCGAUCUAAACGAAGACAAAAUGUUAUAUAAUCUAACACCAAUAUCCAUCAGACUAUGUGCUAAUCCACCUAUAACCGACAAAACUCUGUGUAUAUACAACUUUUCAGUUUCAGUAAAAAAACUCAAUCAAGGAUUUUGGAACGUAUCGAGGAUGUACAAAUCAAAACUUGCAAAAAGUACACAAAAAUCUAUUCAGCGCACUGGGCGUUUAAAAUUUACUUCCAAAGCAGAUGAAAAGUGGGGAAAGUAUUUUAGAAGAAAGAGAAAGCUCAACCCAAUGGGAAGAAAAGAUAUUCCUAAUAUUGGUGUAUGGACGCCACAUGGAGAAAACGAAUCAAAAGAUACGAAUGUAAAAAUAUUGGAUUGCGCAUUUUCUCAAUCACCAGAUGUAGGUGGUCCUGUCGUUGCAGUUAACUUAUUAUCUUACGGUAACGGGUUCAAAUGUACUUUUGUGCAUCAGAAGGGGGUUAUUAAACCGAAAGAAAAAUUUAAUCAAUUUAUUGAUGAGUUUGACAAAAUACUGGCGGUCGUGGCAAAAGAAGGGGAUUGGAAGGGAGAAUAA